Sphenostylis stenocarpa is the source of this 1077-nucleotide messenger RNA. The record is from the annotation of a GenBank genome assembly. NCBI's taxonomy places the organism in Eukaryota, Viridiplantae, Streptophyta, Magnoliopsida, Fabales, Fabaceae.
AUGUCUAGAACGCUAGUGCAGCCAAUAGGGCAGAAGAGGCUAACUAAUGUGGCAGUGGUGCGGCUGAAGAAGCACGGCAUGCGCUUUGAAAUUGCAUGCUACCCUAACACUGUUCUCUCUUGGCGUUCUGGCGUGGAGAAGGACCUGGAUGAAGUGCUGCAGUCCCAUACUGUUUAUUCCAAUGUUUCCAAAGGAGUUCUCGCCAAGUCCAAGGAUUUAAUUGCAUCUUUUGGCACUGAUGACCAAACCAAGAUAUGCUUAGAUAUUUUAAAGAAAGGGGAGCUUCAGGUUGCUGGGAAAGAGAGGGAAUCAAUGUUGUCAAGUCAGUUCAGGGAUAUUGCAACCAUAGUAAUGCACAAGACAUACAAUACUGAGACUCAGCGCCCUUACACUAUCAGUAUGAUUGAACGGCUCAUGCGGGAAAUCCAUUUUGCUGUUGAUCCACAUAGCACCUCCAAGAAGCAGGCUCUGGAGUUAAUUCAAGAACUUCAAAAGCACUUUCCUAUAAAACGAUGUCCGUUGAGAAUACGUGCUACUGCUCCUCAGGACCAAUUGCCUCAUCUUUUAGAAAAGCUGAAGGAAUGGAAUGCCACUGUUGUUUCUAAAGAAGGAUCUUCUGCUCAGUUAUCUGUUGUUUUUGAAAUGGAACCUGGUCUAUAUAAAGAUUGUCAUGACUUUGUUAUGAAUAAGAUGCAUGGAAGAUUUGAAGUUCUUGCACACUCUCUUUAUGUAGAGGGGGAUACCCAUGUGGAACAAUACAAUGACUACGAGGAUAUGCCUGCAACAUUGCCCAAAGAAACUCAUGAUUCUGUAAUUGAACUGAAUGAGAAACUUCAAAAGCAAACAAUUUCUUCUACGAGUAGGCCUACUGAGGGACAACAGAGGCAAAACAAGUGCAACACAUGUAACGUUUCUUUUGAUGACCCUAAGCUAUACAGGGAACAUCACAAGAGCGAGUGGCACAAGCACAAUAUGAAGCGUAAGACAAGGCAACUCCCACCACUUACUGAGGAAGAGUGCAUGGCAGACAUGGAAUUGGGCGACUCAAAAUCUGAUUUGAAGGAUUAUUCUUUUUGA